Molecule: messenger RNA, 4674 nt
Organism: Notolabrus celidotus (New Zealand spotty)
Lineage: Eukaryota; Metazoa; Chordata; Actinopteri; Labriformes; Labridae
Product: zinc finger protein 567-like
Exons: 10
Coding region: 96-2744 (882 amino acids)
Biological process (GO): regulation of transcription by RNA polymerase II
Molecular function (GO): RNA polymerase II cis-regulatory region sequence-specific DNA binding; DNA-binding transcription factor activity
Source: RefSeq, a predicted model, not a curated record
ACAUUUCCUGGUUGCACCGAACCCCGGAACUAAAGCUCCUCUGAUGCACCCCUUGAAGGUAAAUAUCUCGAUUAAAGCUCCUGAUCAGAUUAGAGAUGUUUUACUGGAUGAGGAGGGACAGCCUCGGGUCCGAGUCUCUGGACGGGAACAUGUCCAAACCGGAAAUCCUCCGCGGGAUCGUGACCGAGAAGCUGAGCACCGCGGCCCGGGAGAUCCUGGCGGUCCUGGAGAGAACCGUGACCGGGUACGAGGACGAGGUGGCGGGUCUGAGGAGGGAGAUAGACCGGCAGAAGAACCAGCUGGAGGCGGUCCUGCAGCCCCGGGUCUCUCUGCAGAAAAGAGCCCUGAUCCAAGACGAAGACCACGAGGUUGUUGUUCUGAGUGAGGAAGAGGAGGAGCAGCCGACUCAGCGGUCAGGUCUUGAGGACACGGGGAGUCUGGGCAUGUGGUAUGAUGAUGAAGAUGAUGCUGAGGAUGAAGAGCAGCAGGUUUCAGCUCCUGUACCAGGCGUGAGCGCAGACCGGAGACGAGCAGACCGGAAGGACCCGGAUUAUGAAGUCAGCCCGAGAGUUCGCUCCGGCAGGAGGAAGCCCGGGAGACCUCGACUCGUCGACUCUCAGAGCCAUCUGGACCUCAAGAUCCGGAUCCUGGAGAGCUCUCAGACCGACGUGCUCUCGAACAACGUGUUUCCAAGGUGUCCGGUCCAGGACCUGAGGUGUCCUCGAGGUCUUCAGGAGGCAGACUUCCUGGACCUGCUGCGGUCCUCUUUCCCUCAGCUGGCCGAUCAGUCGCCUUUAGAGUUCUUCACGUCGGACAGAUCGAAGCGACUCCGCCCCCUGAGCGUGAAGAGUCUGACCCCGGAGGAGAUCUACCGGAGCGCCCGGCUAAGCGGGACGGGGAAGUCCACGAUCUACAUCCGUCUGAAGACGGAGGGGGACCCUCAGAGCGGCGGUGAGGACGGGCGACUCCCUCAGAGACCUGAUGGGUCUCCGUCCCUGUCAGCUGAUCAGACCUUCACCAGGGUGACACCUGAGAGGAGGAGGCGGGGUAGACCUCGCCUCGGAGAAGAACCGACCCACCACCGUCUGAGGGUCUGCCUGCUGGAGGACUCUCGCUCUGAGGUUCUCUCUAAACAAGACCUGCUGAACUCCCCGGUCCAGGACCUGAACUGUCCCCGUGGACUGCAGGAGCCGGACUUCCUGUCCCUGCUGAGGUCGUCCUUCCCUCAGCUGUCCAAUCAGAAACCAUUCCACGUCUUCAAGUCGGACCGCAGCCGGAGACUCCAGAGGCUCCGAGUGAAGACCCUGACCCCGGAGGAGAUCUACCGGAGCAUGAGGAGCACCGGGGUGGACAAGGCUCUGCUCUACCUCCGCCCCAAGACAGGAGAGGAAGACGAGGAGGAGGAAGAGGAGGGGGAGGAGGAAGAGGAGGGGGAGGAGCUUCAGAGGAAGGAUUCACUCACUGAUCCUCCGUCUCCUGCAGCGCCGAUAAAACAAGACGAUGGGUCCAGCUCCUCAGCUCAGCGAGCCGACCCGUCCAGCAGCUCUUCAUCACCGCGGCGAGCUGACGAUGAGGCCGCUCAGAGACACGAGGACUCGAGUGAAGACGAGGAGCUGAAGGACGAAGACUGGCGUCCGGACGAUGAAGACGAGAGCGAGUCGAAGCCGAGGAGGCGGGGCGGCGAGGAGGACAGGGUGAAGGUGGGCCGGAGGAACCCGUGUAAGGUGUGCGGGGUCUGGUACAGGAUCCAGAGCAGCCUCAUCAAACACGCCUGGACUCACGUGGCCGAGGCGGCGAGCGUGUGCGGCGUGUGCGGUCAGCAGUUCGAGUCCGCGGACGAUCUGAAGGAUCACCUGAGGACCUACCAGAAGACUCACGACUGCUCGUACUGCGCCAAGUCUUUCCUCACCGUCACCGGCCUCAAACGCCACACCACGCUCCACACGGGGGACCGCCCCUUUAAAUGUGACGUCUGCGGCAAGACGUUCACGCACACGUACGCGCUCAGCCUCCACCGCUGGGUCCACGCCGCCGACAAGCCGCACAAAUGUGACAUCUGCCCGAAGGCGUUCGGCCUGAAGGCGACGCUCCGCGCUCACAGGAAGACGCACUCGGGGCGGGACGGCUUCCAGUGCAACGUCUGCGGGAAGUCUCUGCGCGACCUGCGCUCUCUCGCUCGCCACAAGACCACUCACUCCGGCGAGCGGCGCUACGGCUGCGAGGUGUGCGGGAAGCGCUUCAAACUGUCGUACACGCUGAAGGCUCACGAGAAGACGCACACGUCCCGGGAGCGCCUGUUCCUCUGUCACAUCUGCUGCAAGAGCUUCUUCUCCAACUGCGGCCUGUCGGCGCACAUGAGGACGCACAACAGCGUGCGCCCGUUCCCCUGCGUCGUCUGCGGGAAAGGCUUCGUGUCCAACGGCGAGCUGAAGGUUCACCUGCGCGUCCACACCGGCGAGGCGCCGUACGGCUGCUCGCAGUGCGGACGCCACUUCAAACGAAAGACUCACCUGAACACUCACGUGAGGAGUCACCUGGGCCUCAAACUCUUCGUCUGCAGCGUCUGCGGGAAGGCGUGCUCGCGCCAGGAACACCUGACGGUCCACAUGAGGACGCACAACGGCGAGAGACCGUACCAGUGCGGCGUCUGUGACAAGGCCUUCACUCAGGGUCACUGUCUGAAGACUCACAUGAAGAGCCACCACGGGCCAGAGAGCCCGCCCCUGAACACACCGUCCACCUGAGAAUAAACUCCUCCCCCUCUCCCCACAACUCCUCCCAUCUGAGAGUUAACUCAUCCCCCUAUCUCCACAGCUCCUCCCCUCUGAGACUAAACCCCUCCCCUAUCUCCACAGCUCCUCCCCUCUGAGAGUUAACUCAUCCCCCUAUCGCCACAGCUCCUUCUCUCUGAGAGUUAACUCCUCCCCCUCUCUCAUAAGCUCCUCCACUCUGAGACUAAACUCCUCCCCUAUCUCCACAGCGCCUUCUCUCUGAGGUUACUCCUCCCCCUCUCUCAUAAGCUCCUCCUCUCAGAGUUAACUCCUCCCCCUCUCCCCACAGCUCCUUCUCUCUGAGGUAACCCCUCCCCCUCUCUCAUAAGCUCCUCCUUUCUGAGAAUAAACCCCUCCCCUAUCUCCACAGCCCCUCCCCUCUGAGAGUUAACCCCUCCCCUCUCCACAGCUCCUCCCCUUUGAGAUUUAACCCCUCCCCUCUCCACAGCUCCUCCCCUCUGAGAGUUAACCCCUCCCCCUCUCCACAGCUCCUCCCCUCUGAGAAAAGAAUCCGUCCUGUGUCUCACCGAGAAGACGAAGACUUCUACGAUCAUCGGGAAUAUAAACGUGUUCAAUCAAAGAUAUCGGAUAUCUUAAAAACAUUCGGCAGGAACAGAAACGUUAGCGGUUUGUAAAUAAAGUUUUCUACUUCAGGACGGUUCUUGAAAAUCGCAAGAAAAACGACGACAUACGAACAUCCUGUCGUUUGUCGUCGAUCAUAAACAGCUUCGGUUAUUUAUUCAACUUUAAAACGUCGUCACAAAGAAUGUGUCGGGAACUUUAACUCUAUAAAUGUUAAAUUAUAAAAAGAUGCGUUCAAUGAUAAAUCAGGAAGUCGUCUGCGUAGAAGGUCGACUUUAAUAUUUGUAAAAGUAAGAAAGCCGAACUCUGCUGAAGUUCGUUAAAAAAGUCGUAAUUAUGAAAAAAGAUUUCAGAUUCGAGGUUUUGAACGUCCCGGUCUGAAGAGUUAAAGAUCGUCGGGCCUGGAACGACUGACCAGGACAGUCCUUUAAGAGGGGCGGGGCUUGAUCCAGAUCCACCCACUCUCCAGGGACCAAUGGGGGCUCAGGCUGAAAGGAGAGCAAACCUUUACCUGGAGCGUUUAAAGGUCCAAACUGAAAAUGUUAAAGUCGAGUUUUUUAAAACAUCGUCACAAAGGAUGUGUCGGGAAAUUUAACUCCAGAAAUGUUAAAUUAUAAAAAGAUGCGUUCAAUGAUAAAUCAGGAAGUCGUCUGCGUAGAAGGUCGACUUUAAUAUUCGUACAAGUGAAAAAGCCGAACUCUGCUGAAGUUCGUUAAAAAAGUCGUGAUUAUGAAAAUAUUUAAGGUCGAACAAAGAUUCAUUUUUUAAUUUCAGAUUUUAUUUUCAGACCCUGAAGUUACGCUGAGGACUCGAAACCUGACGAUACUUACGAGGUUUUAAACUCCCCGAUCUGAAGAGUUGAAGAUCGUCGUUUCGUGUGUUCGAGUUGAAUCGUAAAAACAAAAAUCGGUGAAAACAAACGUGAACGAGUGAAACCGUCUUUAAUGAAAGUCAGAGACGUUAAAACAUAUUUUUAUUUAAAGAGAAGAAAUGUUUGUUGUGUGAAAUUAAAAUCACGUUUCAGUUUGAUAAAUAACUUUUGUACUGUUCCUUUAAUGCUGCAUUCAAAGACUGUAGGAAUAUUCAUGUUACCUUAAACCGAUGUCUUAAAAUAGAUUCACAGGCUUUCUUUCUUUCUUUCUUUUUCUUGUAUGUGAUGCAAGAAAACUUCAAAAUCCCCACAGGGUCCUGAAUGCAGCAGAGUGCCUUAAAGGGCCGGUGGUCCUGAUAAGUUCAGUGUGUCCUGCAGAAGCACUUCCUGUCCGCCUGCUUGUUUGUGUUCAUGUAAACUCUGAAUAAACGUCUGUGAUGAAGAACUUCU